GAGGUCACGUGGCGCGGGCGCCGGCCAAUGAGGGGCCGGAGGCGGGGCGUGGGCCGCUGACGCGUCCACCCCAGCGCGAGGAGCCAGAGUCCGAGCCGUAGCUGCCGCCGACUCGCGGAGCCCGGGAGCCGGAGGACGAGAGCGGGACCCGGACCCGGAGCCGGACCCGGAGCCGAACCGGAGCCAGAACGCGAGCCUCACUUCCCUCCCCUUCUCCCCCGCCCCCCUACCCCGGCCGGCUUGGCCACGUGACCUCCCGGGCGUCGGCGCGAGGCUCCCCCCCAGGUCCGCCGGGACGCGAUGUGGCCCCGCCGGGCGGCCGCGGGCUUCGCCGGGUCCUAGAGCCCGCCGCGCUCGGGCCCCUCCGGGAGACGGGCCGACCCCGAGAUGGGAGUGAACGCGGUGCACUGGUUCCGGAAGGGGCUGCGGCUCCACGACAACCCCGCGCUCAAGGAGUGCAUCGAGGGCGCCGACACCGUGCGCUGCGUCUACAUCCUGGACCCCUGGUUCGCGGGCUCCUCCAACGUGGGCAUCAACAGGUGGAGAUUUCUGCUACAGUGUCUUGAGGAUCUUGAUGCCAAUCUAAGAAAAUUAAAUUCUCGUUUGUUUGUAAUUCGUGGCCAGCCAGCAGAUGUGUUUCCUCGACUUUUCAAGGAAUGGAACAUUGCUAAGCUUUCCAUCGAAUAUGAUUCUGAACCCUUUGGGAAGGAACGAGAUGCAGCUAUUAAGAAACUGGCCAGUGAGGCAGGGGUGGAAGUCAUCGUACGGAUUUCACACACUCUGUAUGACCUUGACAAGAUCAUAGAAUUGAAUGGUGGACAACCACCUCUGACGUAUAAAAGGUUCCAAACUCUGAUCAGCAAAAUGGAGCCAUUAGCAACGCCAGUAGAGACGAUAACACCUGAAGUGAUGCUCAAGUGUGUUACUCCCCUCUCAGAUGAACAUGAUGAAAAAUAUGGCGUUCCCUCACUGGAAGAGCUAGGUUUUGAUACUGAUGGCUUACCUUCUGCCGUGUGGCCGGGGGGGGAGACGGAAGCCCUCACGCGCUUGGAGAGGCAUCUGGAAAGAAAAGCUUGGGUGGCCAAUUUUGAAAGGCCAAGAAUGAAUGCGAAUUCCCUUCUCGCGAGCCCUACCGGCCUCAGCCCUUACCUGCGCUUCGGCUGUCUGUCGUGUCGGCUGUUCUACUUCAAGCUGACGGACCUUUACAAGAAGGUAAAGAAGAACAGCUCGCCUCCCCUCUCUCUCUACGGGCAGCUCUUGUGGCGCGAAUUUUUCUACACGGCAGCCACAAACAACCCACGCUUUGAUAAAAUGGAAGGAAACCCCAUCUGUGUUCAGAUUCCCUGGGAUCGAAACCCCGAGGCGCUGGCCAAGUGGGCCGAAGGCAGGACGGGCUUCCCGUGGAUCGACGCCAUCAUGACCCAGCUGCGUCAGGAGGGCUGGAUUCACCAUUUGGCCAGACACGCGGUCGCCUGCUUCCUGACCCGAGGGGACCUGUGGAUCAGCUGGGAGGAAGGCAUGAAGGUCUUUGAAGAGCUGCUGCUUGAUGCUGACUGGAGCAUCAACGCGGGGAGCUGGAUGUGGCUGUCCUGUAGCUCCUUUUUCCAGCAGUUUUUCCACUGCUACUGUCCUGUCGGCUUUGGUAGGAGAACCGAUCCCAAUGGAGACUAUAUCAGACGCUACCUGCCUGUCCUGAGAGGCUUCCCUGCGAAAUAUAUCUAUGAUCCCUGGAACGCGCCAGAAGGUAUCCAGAAGGUGGCAAAGUGCUUGAUAGGCGUCAACUACCCUAAACCGAUGGUAAAUCAUGCCGAGGCGAGUCGUCUGAACAUCGAGAGGAUGAAGCAGAUCUAUCAGCAGCUGUCACGCUAUCGAGGACUGGGCCUUCUUGCUUCUGUGCCCUCCAACCCGAAUGGGAAUGGGGGCCUCAUGGGCUACACAUCUGGAGAAAACGGUCCUGCUUGUAACAGUGGCGGAGGAGCCCCAGUGGGUGCCAGCGACGGUCAGAUACUUCAAUCCUGUGCCCUCCCAGAGCCCCCUGCAGGAGCCAGCUGCAUUCAGCAAUCAGGUUACUCUCAGGGGAGUGGGAUUUCACAUUAUUCUCAUGAAGACAGUCAGCAGGCUUACAUAUUAAAGCAAGGAAGAAGCUCCCUCAGUGGCGGGAAGCGGCCUAGGCAAGAAGAAGAGACUCAAAGCGUUGGCCCCAAAGUGCAGCGACAGAGCGUGAACUAGGAGUCUCUGCCCUAGGACCUCGUCUCUUCUCCUGGUGUGGGGAAAAAAAACAACAAAAUAGACCCACAGACUUGUUACUGUGCCUCCACGAAAGGGCAGAGUCACAGACUGAAUCACGGAAUUGGAGAGGAGAGUGUAUGGUCUGAUGUUGGACGAAGCAGGGAGCUUGCGGGCCCUAACUUUCUGGCGAAAGUAAAUGUCGAAACGAUGAUCAAACAUCCCAUUUCCCUGACUGUGUGACUAUGUAAAACGGCAGGGCUUCUAGCUCUAGGUGGUUGUCACAGGCUCCCAUCUAGAAGCACUUGCCCUCACCUUCGGUUUUUUUCUAGAUUGCUUCAUUCAUUCCACCACUUUAGAGGCAGAGGUCCAUUCAGGUUUGGAAAUGAAUGGGGCUGGGCAAGGAGGUGGGGUACGGCCUUUGUCUGAACAGCAGAGUCCGCCACCCCAUGUCCUGCCCCAAAGCUGCCUUCCCCCAUGCCCUUUCUCUGAGGCUCCAAGGGGAGUUCAGGUGACUUGAAGAGGCUGGGUAGACUUCUUGUAGCCAACAUGUACUUAAUUAUGUACGAUUUGAAGCUAGCUCAGAAGUGCACCGGACUCCUUGAAUUUGGUCUCUAAAGCCAAAAGCUUUCUUUCCUUUCUCCCGGCCCCCGGAACUGUCAUUGAUCUUGUCACUUUUAUUUGGUGUCAAGCAGCUUCUUAAGUCUUGCUGUUCUAAUUGAGUUUUCCUCUCGUGGCUUCUUUAUUCAAAUGGAUUUUAUAAGCCCUCUUGAGGGAAGGGUGAUUGCUCAGAUUUUGUAGUUGCUGCAAGACCUCGCCAGCAGAGGGCCCAGGUGAUAGUUGGAGAUGAACAGGAAAUAUUAAUAUCUCUGAUGGAUUUCUCGUAAUCAGAAUUUUUCCUUUGUGGUUUUGUUCCCCUCCAUUCAGAAAGAAAUGCUGUUGCAGUGAAAUUGGAGUCGAAAGUAAUAUCCCCUUUCAAUAAAUUAUUUCAAAAUGUUCUUUCCUGAUGGAAACCAGUUACAUUUUUGAGAUGCGUUAUUUCUAAUGGCAUUUCUAUGAUUUUUAAGUUUUUAUUGAAUUUCACAAAGGACAAACGGUAAUUUGUAUAUAAAGUACUUGGUAAUGAAAUUGUUUAAUGUAAAUAGAAAAUAUUCAUGAUUAGUGCUAGACUUCUCAAUAUAUUUUUGAUAAUCUUUCGUGUGUGGAAAAAGUCAAAGCUGUAACUGCUGUAAAAUUGAGAGUUUCCAGCAGACGUGGGGAAAAACAUGAAGAUGUUCUGAUUUUCUGAUACGAUUUUGUUAACAUUUUGAGGCACAUUUUUCUUGACCUCAUUGUACGAUCCAACUUUGCAUACUUUGAUAAUAUAAAAUUUAGAAAAUGUAUGUAACCAUAGUCGUUGGGUAGAGCGCUUCCAAACAUAGCUGUGUCUCUUUGAAAACUUCAUGGGCUCUGGUAUGUAGCCAUACUUGUGUGAAACAUCAUUUAUAUGUCCCCUUUCCCUUAAUAUCUCUAUUUUUUGUUUACCGCUCAAGUGGCCUUGUCAAUAAAGUGUAAAUACAAAG
This is a messenger RNA of Sarcophilus harrisii (Tasmanian devil), 3788 nucleotides long. RefSeq names its product cryptochrome circadian regulator 1 (gene CRY1). Gene Ontology annotation, biological process: entrainment of circadian clock by photoperiod; circadian regulation of gene expression; negative regulation of DNA-templated transcription. The record is from RefSeq and is a predicted model, not a curated record. Gene Ontology annotation, molecular function: FAD binding; DNA binding. The transcript has 13 exons. NCBI's taxonomy places the organism in Eukaryota, Metazoa, Chordata, Mammalia, Dasyuromorphia, Dasyuridae. Bases 388 to 2229 code for a protein of 613 amino acids. Gene Ontology annotation, cellular component: nucleus; cytoplasm.